CCUUCUUCUCAGAACUUCUGUUGGUUGGUGUUCUGUGUGACACUUUUUUUAUUUUGUUAAGCAUCCUUUUCUUUUGGUGUUUUAAUUUACUUGUUAGAGAAAAACUUGAUAAUCAGAGCUUACAUGCGGGGAAUAUCUGUAUUAUUACCUGUGAAGUACAAUUUCAGACAAUUACUGUACCCUGUUACAAGAUCAUGGGGUACUAUGGCUACUGUAACUCCAAGGAAACAGGAAAACGAAUACAAAGGAGGAAGAGGAUUGAAUGAGAAAACUGAUCCUAUAGUUGCUUUCAGCAGACCUCCGCCGCUCCCACCGGUUGUCGGACCUCUGCUUGCCCUAUCGUUUUUCGAAACAUGGUCGAGCCGCGAAGGUGGUGAUGAUGAAUAACUGCUGAUGUAGAGAUGUAUGCUCUUCUGCCAUCCAUGUUUUAUGUACAUAAGAGUCUCUGUGAGUGUCUUUUUUACUGAAAGUAUUUCUUUGAUAUGUAGAGUAGCAUGCUGAGUGCUAAGGUGAACAUUUGAGUCAUGAAAUUCCAAAUUCUGAUGUAGCUUUUAAGGAGUGGAUUGAUAAAAGGUGCCAAAAAUCUAGUGUAAAUCUUUGCUAGGAACUGUAUUAUGACAUAAGGACUCUUUAAGAACCCUGUGUUGAGAAAAAAAGUGUAUUGAGUAGUGUUAUAGUAAAUGCUAUAUGAGUGUUUUGUGUGCUGUUGAUAAACAUUAA
This is a messenger RNA of Mercurialis annua (annual mercury), 720 nucleotides long. RefSeq lists its product as uncharacterized. Lineage: Eukaryota; Viridiplantae; Streptophyta; Magnoliopsida; Malpighiales; Euphorbiaceae. The record is from RefSeq and is a predicted model, not a curated record. The transcript is spliced from 2 exons. The coding region runs from base 124 to 387 and encodes 87 amino acids.